This is a messenger RNA of Megachile rotundata (alfalfa leafcutting bee), 771 nucleotides long. RefSeq lists its product as uncharacterized. Lineage: Eukaryota; Metazoa; Arthropoda; Insecta; Hymenoptera; Megachilidae. The record is from RefSeq and is a predicted model, not a curated record.
UUGGCGGAUUCGAGCAGCAACAAUGGGACAAGCCGUCGGACGUUUGCCAAACACAUGGGAUCAUUUGUUGCAGGAAAAAGAUCGUGUGUUAUAUUGGAGCGGCGAGGUAAUAGCGCGAGUAGCUGAUAACGUUAACGAAGAACUAUCGUUCAUGAUUGAUUACGGAGAGGAAACUAUAGACGAGAAGGUCGCGUCGUGGAUACAAAGGAAUCGAUCGAGAGUCAAUAGAACACUCAAUAAGUAUCCAAACAUGGAGUUAGAAUAUAGAACAAGAGUACAAAUUGAACUUGCUAAGAUAAAAGAAGAGUUUAGAUUUCGAAUGAGAAGGGACUAUUGGCAAGCUUAUAAGGACAUAAGAGAGUUCACAAAGAAAGUGGAUAAGUUAGGAAAAAGACAACGAAAGCUACACGGCAAACUUCAUGAAUUGGAAACAAUUUAUGAUGGAGACAUAAAACAGUUUCAAAAAAAAUUAGGCCUCUUACGGCUGAAGACGUUUCAAAACCUAAGAACAGGUGAAACCAUGAUGUUAAAGGAUAAAAGACUUAAAACGGAUUUCACCAAAAGGGUGUGCGAAAUUGAUCUCAAGAACCUGCAAGACUGCUUCAAAUGCAUUGAUAAAUUAAUUAAAAAUAUUGAGGACACUAUGCGGGAUUGAUGACGCAAGCGGAAAAGCUGCAGUGAUUAUAUCUGCAAAUAAUUUAAAGGCAGCCAUUUCCAAAGCGUAAGUUGCACAAAUACCUCCGGACACACCGUUACGAAAUAUGACUGAGG